AUGGAUCGUCUGUUACUCUCUGCCUCUGUACUCACACUUCUCAUCCUCCCUUUCUUCUCAGAAGUGAACUCUGCCUCUUUCAAGCUAGUGAACAAGUGUCGGUACGAAGUAUGGCCCGGUGUGCUUUCCGGCGCGAACACGGCUCCGCUCUCCCCAACCGGCUUCGCGCUCAAGUCCGGCAAGUCCCGGACCCUAUCCGUGCCCAAAGCCUGGUCGGGUCGGAUCUGGGCCCGGACCCUCUGCACCGAAUACUCGCCCACCAAUUUCUCCUGCGUCACGGGCGACUGUGGCUCCGGAAAAAUUGAGUGUGCCGGCAGCGGCGCGAAGCCGCCGGCUACUUUAGCCGAGUUCACUCUCAACGGCGCCGACGGCUUGGAUUUUUAUGACGUCAGCCUGGUGGAUGGAUACAACCUGCCGAUGCUUGUGGUGCCACGUGGAGGUACAAGAGGGGGAUGCAGCGCCACGGGGUGUCUUGUGGACUUAAACGGCAAGUGUCCCAGGGCGUUGAGGGUUGCGCGCGAGGGUGGAGGCGGGAGAGUGGCGUGUAGGAGCGCGUGCGAAGCGUUUGGGGAUCCGCAGUUUUGUUGUAGUGAUGCGUAUGCUACGCCCGACACGUGUCAGCCCUCUGUGUUCUCGCUGUUUUUUAAGCAUGCUUGCCCACGCGCGUAUAGCUACGCGUAUGAUGACAAGACUAGUACUUACACAUGCGCCUCUGCGGACUACAUUAUAAUCUUCUGCCCUUUGCCUUAUACAAGGAAUUAUUUGAGCUAUGAAUGUGAUGGCCAUGUUGAAGGAUUGCUUACAGCUUAUGGCGACUCAAAAGGUGCUGGGAAUACGAAAAGAUGGGGCGGUGCUACCGCUGGUUAA
Messenger RNA from Prunus armeniaca (apricot), 867 nucleotides. NCBI's taxonomy places the organism in Eukaryota, Viridiplantae, Streptophyta, Magnoliopsida, Rosales, Rosaceae. The record is from the annotation of a GenBank genome assembly.